Molecule: messenger RNA, 3033 nt
Organism: Mucor velutinosus
Lineage: Eukaryota; Fungi; Mucoromycota; Mucoromycetes; Mucorales; Mucoraceae
Exons: 5
Coding region: 1-3033 (1010 amino acids)
Biological process (GO): DNA damage response; ubiquitin-dependent protein catabolic process; protein ubiquitination
Cellular component (GO): cytoplasm; nucleus
Molecular function (GO): ubiquitin activating enzyme activity
Source: RefSeq, a predicted model, not a curated record
AUGUCUAAUAUGAAUGUUGAUUCUGAGCAAACCAUUGAUGAGGGCUUGUAUUCUCGUCAGCUCUACGUUUUAGGCCAUGAGGCCAUGAAAAAGAUGAGUGUUGCUCAUGUCUUAGUUGUUGGCCUCAAGGGUCUUGGUGUGGAGAUUGCCAAAAACGUUGUUUUAGCUGGUGUCAAGAGUGUCACUCUCUGGGAUCCUGCACCUGCUGAAAUCACAGACUUAUCUGCUCAGUUCUAUUUAACAGAACAAGAUGUUGGCCAACCUCGUGCCAAGGUCACUCAACCCAAAUUGGCUGAAUUGAACCAAUAUGUCCCUGUUCAUCUCUUGGAAGGUGAAUUGACUGAAGAAGUGCUCAAGAAAUACAAGGUGGUUGUCAUUACUGAAAUGCCACUAUCCAAGCAAUUGGCCAUCUCUGAAAUUUGCCACGCCAACAACAUUCACUUUAUCUCUACUGAAGUGCGUGGUCUCUUUGGUCGUAUUUUCAAUGAUUUUGGAUCCAAGUUUGAAAUUAUCGAUACUACUGGUGAAGAGCCAUUGCACGGUAUGAUUGCCAACGUUUCCAAGGAGGAAGAGGGCAUCGUUACUUGUUUGGAUGAAGUGCGUCAUGGUUUAGAAGAUGGCGACUAUGUUACUUUCAAGGAGAUUCAAGGCAUGACUGAAUUGAACGAUAUUACACCUCGCAAAGUCAAGGUAUUCGGUCCUUACAGUUUCAGCAUUGGCGAUACCUCCUCAUUCGGUGACUACACCAAUGGCGGUCUCUUCACACAAGUCAAGAUGCCUAAAUACGUUGAUUUCAAGUCUUUCAAUGAAUCACUCACCCAGCCCGAAUUCUUGGUCUCUGAUUUCGCCAAAUUCGAUCGUCCCAUGCAAUUACAUCUUGCUUUCCAAGCUUUGUCUGGCUUUGUUGAGAAGCAUGGCCGUUAUCCCAAGCCUAGAAAUGAACAAGAUGCCAAUGAAGUGUUUGAGCAAACCAAGGCUUUAGCCGCUUCUGUGGACGAGAAGCCUGAGCUCGAUGAAAAGCUAAUCAAGGAGGUGGCCUACCAAUCUCAGGGUGAACUCUCUCCCAUGGUCGCUGUCUUUGGUGGUUUAGCUGCUCAAGAAGUCUUGAAGAGUGUCAGUGGAAAGUUCAGCCCCAUCCAGCAAUACAUGUACUUUGAUGCACUUGAAGCGCUUCCUACUAGCGUGCUCUUGACCGAAGAAUUGUGUGCUCCUACUGGCUCUCGCUACGAUGGCCAAAUCGCUGUCUUUGGCAAGGUUUUCCAAGAAAAGAUUGCUAAUACCAACGAAUUCCUUGUUGGUGCUGGUGCAAUCGGCUGUGAAAUGCUCAAGAACUGGGCCAUGAUGGGUUUGGGCUCAGGUCCCAAGGGUCAUUUGACCAUCACUGAUAUGGAUACCAUUGAGAAGAGUAACUUGAACAGACAAUUCCUGUUUAGAGCCGGCGAUGUUGGUAAAUUGAAGUCUGAAUGUGCCUCUGCUGCUGUCAGUAAGAUGAACUCUGAUUUGAAUGGCAAGAUCACUAUUCACCAAGAACGUGUGGGCCCUGAGACGGAGAACAUCUACGAUGAUGACUUCUUUGAAGUUUUGGAUGGUGUUACCAACGCUUUGGAUAACGUGGAAGCACGUAAAUACAUGGACAGACGUUGUGUGUACUAUCGCAAACCACUGCUGGAGUCAGGCACUUUGGGUACCAAGGGUAACACACAGGUCAUUAUCCCCUUCUUGACUGAAUCCUACUCUUCCUCUCAAGAUCCCCCAGAGAAGUCUAUUCCUAUCUGUACGCUUAAAAACUUCCCUAACGCCAUUGAACACACCAUCCAAUGGGCCCGUGAUUUGUUUGAGGGCUACUUUAAACAACCUGCUGAUAAUGUCAACCUGUACUUGACUCAACCCAACUUUAUUGAAGCCACUCUCAAGCAAGGCGGUACCAGCAAGGACACUAUUGAAACUGUCUACAACUGCCUCACCACUGACAAACCCAACUCAUUUGCUGAUUGUGUUGCAUGGGCUCGCUUCAAAUUUGAAGAUUUGUUCAGUAACAAUAUCCGUCAACUCUUGUUCAACUUUCCCCCUGAUGCUGUGACAUCUACCGGCCAACGCUUCUGGUCUGGUCCCAAGCGUGCCCCUACCCCUCUCACAUUUGAUGUAGACAACCGUGCUCAUCUCGAUUUCAUCAUUGACGCUGCCAACUUGCACGCUUUCAACUACGGAUUGAAGGAGGAAACCAGUGAUGACUAUUUCCGCAAGGAGCUUGCCAAUAUCAUUGUGCCUGAAUUCAAGCCCAAGGAAGGUGUCAAGAUCCAAGUCCAAGAAAACGAAACUGUGGACAACGAUUCUGGCAGCGAUAGCUUGGAUGAAGUCAUUGCCAACUUGCCUUCUCCUUCCAGUGUAGGCAACUUCCGCUUGCAGCCUGCCGAAUUCGAAAAGGACGAUGACUCCAACCACCACAUUGACUUCAUCACUGCUGCAUCCAACUUGCGUGCCAUGAACUAUGGUAUUACACCUGCUGAUCGCUACAAGACCAAGUUCAUUGCUGGUAAGAUUAUCCCUGCUAUUGCUACUACCACUGCCAUGGUCACUGGUUUGGUCUGUCUUGAACUCUACAAGAUCAUUGACGGCAAGAAGGACUUGGAGCAAUACAAGAACGGCUUUGUCAAUUUGGCACUGCCCUUCUUUGGUUUCUCUGAGCCCAUUGCGGCACCACAAAUUGAAUACAACGGCAUCAAGUUUACCUUGUGGGAUCGUUUCGAUAUUGACAAGGACAUUACAUUGCAAGAGUUCAUUGAUUACUUCCAGAAUGAACACAAGCUGGAAGUGACCAUGGUGUCUUCAGGUGUCUCUAUGCUGUACUCGUUCUUUAUGAACAAGAAGAAGGCCGCUGAGAGACUCAACAUGAAGUUGUCUCAGGUUGUUGAAACUGUUUCCAAGAAGCCUAUUCCUCCUCAUGUCAAGUCGUUGAUCUUUGAAAUCUGUGUGAAUGACGCCGAUGAUGAGGAUGUUGAUGUUCCCUAUGUCAGAGUUAAGAUUAGACCCUAA